AUGACUUGGGGAAAAAACGGUGCCAAGGGUGCAGCAACGCCCUACAUCGUCUGUCCUCACUGCUCUAGGGCGGGUAAGCAGAGCUGGAUUUUCGUAGACAGAGUCCAGCACCACCCCUUUUGCAACCUGUGUGGCAACGCCUGGAAGACAAAGGGUGCUCCGGUCACUCAAAGACUGCGCCCGCGGGGUCCCAAGAAGAACAGGGACAGAAGCGCAACCACUGAGAGUGCCACCCAAAGCCCCCAACGGCCUAGGAAUCAAGAGGGCAACCUCUCCAAAGCCGUCACGACACUUUGGCAGAAGUUUCCCCCAGAGGUCCAGAAGGAACUGAGCGAGGCAGGUUUCCAAGCAGGCCGGCAGCCGAGUCCGCCUCCAGGCCUCCAGUCUGGAAAAGGCAACGGGGCAAAGGGUGGGCUUGACGAGCAGGCCGAAGCCUCUAAGAACCUGUGGGACUCUGCGUCUGAUGAUCAGAAGAAGCUGAUGCGCCAAGCUGGCAUCCCUGAGCCGGUUGCGUCGGAGCCAACAGACCUUGCGGCCCUUUGCAAGAAGCACUUGGAGUCAAUGCCGCCUUCGAUCCAGCAAGCCCUUGCAGCACUGGAUCCUCCGGCCCCCACGCAGACUCAGCAGAUUGAGAUUGCAACUCGUCGCUUUAAGCAGAGCACUACGGACUUGCGACUGAUGAUCCAGCAAACUGCUGCCUUACAGAUUCGCAUAGACCGCGCCAAAGCAACCUACCAGGAGCUGCUUGAGAAGAUGAAGGUUUGCCAAUCUGAAUUGCAGAGCAAACAAGCUGAAGUCACGGCUAUGCAGUCGGAGUUGGAAGCCACACUCCGUGCUGAUGCUUCGGGUCUGGAGGACCCCGCGCGCAAGGAUGAUCCCUUGGAAGGGCUUCUGGAUACGCUUGCCAAAGUUGGAAUUGUCCUGACCCAGGAGCAGAAGGAUCUUUACGAGGAGGCCCAGCGCGGCAAGCAUAAUGAUGGGCAGCAGAAUAUGGAAGUUGAAGCCACAAACCAGCCUGGUUUGACGGCUCCGACCCGUGCCCCGCUGAGCCAAACUCUGCCAGAACACAAGGGCACUGUCCCUGUGACCGGUGCUUCUCCAAUCUCUGCUUUUGUGGCCACAACCUCAGCAACGGCAUCUCAAGUUGAGGAGUUUCCUCGCUUACAGGCGUCGGGGAGCCAUGCCGAGGUGCCUCCUUUGGCAAGCCCACAUAGCCAGUGGCGCACACUCGAAGGCCAGGUGUGGGAGGCUGUCAAGAACCCAGAUCUGUUGGGAGCAACUUCAGAGGUGGUUGGCCACCUUCUUGAUCAGGUUGAGCAGGGCAGCUUAGGUUGGUGGCUGUGCCAGGAGAUCUUGGCUCUCCAACGUUCUUUUGACUUGACUUUGCUCUUGCUUGUUGCUCGGGGCUUUGAAGUUUUGCGCAAAUCGCAGCCACAGGGGCACAGGCAAAUGCGAGUCACAUCUUGCAACAUCACUUCUUGGAGGCCAGAAGUCAAGCAAUGGUUUUCAGCUCAAGGGGAUGUUAUCUUGAUUCAGGAGCACCACCUUUUGGAGUCCCAAAUUGUUGCUGAAAUUUCGUCUAUGGCUGCCAUGGGCUUUGACUCUUUCCUUGUGCCCGCAGCCCCUGGGGAGGGCCAGUAUACCAACCAAGGUUGCGGUUACGUGGCGGUGACGCUACGCACACAAGGGGCUGACUUGACAGUAGUUAGCCUGUACCUCCAGUCUUCUUCCGGCUUCGGGUCCCCGGUCAACUCUGACAUCCUUGCAUCUCUGCGCGCAAUUCGUCAAUCUGUGAGGGGCCCAAUCCUGAUAGGUGGAGACUGGAACUCGCCUUUGAAGGAUUUGUUGGACACUGCCAUUUUUCAAAGUUUGUCCCUGGAACCAAUUGGGCCCAACAAAGCCACCUGUGGUGACAAUGAGCUUGAUUUUCUGGCUGUAUCACACUGCCUGGAAGGUUUGCUCCGGGUUGAUGCCUCCUGGGAUGUUCCUUUCAAGCCACAUGCAGCAAUCCAAGUUGCCCUCAAUGUGGGCGCUUUCCAGCUCACCACUCCACAGCUUCCCUCCUUUGUGCUUUCCUUCAGGGAAGAACCGCUUGAUUACAUACAGGUUGAGGAGACCCUCGCCUCUUUGCCGGAUACCACCUUUUCGGCUGACCCUCUGAGCAAUCGACUGGCUUCCAUUUCCAGUUCGGUUGAGCACAGUCUUUUGCAAUCGUCCCAGGGUAUUGGUCGCCAACUCCAAGUUGCAUUCCUCCCAGCUGUUCCUCGCAUGUCCCAGUUCGCAUGGGAAGGUUCUUGCCAGGCUUUUUGGCACCGGGUACAAUUUCUGUGCCAGGGAGACCACCCCAAACGUCGAGAGCAAUGCCAGGAGUAUUUGCCGCAGAUCCUGGACCACUGGCAGGGCAACUCGGAGGAAGCUGUUUCUUUACUUUCUACGCUCCAGGCCUGUCUCUCGGAGCAGGCUGCUGUUCCCGAGCCCGUCCAGCAAACAUUGCAGGAACAAUUUCUGCUGGCCUCUAAAGUUCACCAGGAUGCCCAGACCAAAUCGUACAGGACCUUCCUCCUCUUCCACACGCAGAGCAACAGGCUCGCGGACAGCUACGGGAACUUGCUGCUCAGCAGGUGGUCCCUGAUCCAAGAGUGGACGGUCUCCUACCAGGCCCUGGCUCCUUGGGAUGCCGCAGUGCCAGGUCGAACAUCUUUAGACAUCGGCAUCCGCCGGCCACUGGCCUCACUCACAACAUCGACCAGUGGCUGGAUGACAUUUCGGCUGACGUGGUAG
Molecule: messenger RNA, 2781 nt
Organism: Symbiodinium sp. CCMP2592
Lineage: Eukaryota; Dinophyceae; Suessiales; Symbiodiniaceae
Source: the annotation of a GenBank genome assembly